Molecule: messenger RNA, 1120 nt
Organism: Beta vulgaris subsp. vulgaris (sugar beet)
Lineage: Eukaryota; Viridiplantae; Streptophyta; Magnoliopsida; Caryophyllales; Amaranthaceae
Product: putative germin-like protein 2-1
Exons: 2
Coding region: 177-926 (249 amino acids)
Cellular component (GO): cell wall
Molecular function (GO): manganese ion binding
Source: RefSeq, a predicted model, not a curated record
UUUUGUACUAAACAAGUUGAGAUAUACUGACCUUUACAAGUAAAAUCGUUAUUGAUUUUGGCCAUCUCAACUAUAAAAUCCCCAUCAUUACAUCAAUUUUAGUACACAUCAUCUUAAUUCUAAAGUAGUAAACACAUUACAUAAGAAUAAGCUAAUAAAUAAAUUUAAAGCUCAACAUGGAAGAUUUUAAAGGAGGUCGUAUAGCAAAAUUGGUCAUGAUGUUUGUUUACUGCAUGGCCUUUGCUAUGAAUUUUAUGUUUCACGUAUCCAUUGCCUCUGAUCCUGCACCCCUUCAAGAUUUUUGUAUCGCUGUAAAUGAUCCUAAUUCUGCAGUGCUUGUGAAUGGAAAUCAUUGUAAGAAUCCAAAAGAAGUGACCAUAGAUGAUUUCUUGUACAAAGGGUUUAAUAUACCUGCAGAUACAAACAACACUCAAGGAGCAAGUGCCACACUAGUGGACAUUACUCGAUUUCCUGCAGUUAACACACAAGGAGUAUCCAUGGCUCGUGUGGACUUUGCGCCAUAUGGACUAAACACCCCUCAUUUGCAUCCUCGUGGCUCUGAGGUUUUUGCAGUGAUGGAAGGGAUUAUGUAUGCUGGUUUUGUUACCACCGAUUAUAAGCUCUAUGAUACAAUAUUAAAGAAGGGUGAUAUUAUUGUGUUCCCACAAGGUCUAAUUCAUUUCCAACUUAAUCUUGGGAAGACAGAUGCUUUAGCAAUUGCCUCAUUUGGGAGCCAAAAUCCAGGGAGAAUUAAUAUUGCUGAGAGCGUUUUUGGUACUAAUCCACGUGUUCUAGAUGAGGUGCUUACCAAAGGAUUUCAGGUCGAUGAGUUGUUGGUCAAGCAACUUCGUUCUCAGUUUUCUACUGAUAAUAUAUAUACAAGCACUGGAAGGUCAUUUUUUAAAUUGCUAUCUGAAACUUAUUGAUGUGCAUACUAAUUUAUUUGCAGCGAUGAUUUACAUAUCUUAUCUUAUGUGGUCUUUUGUUCAGUUUUAAUGGUUUAAGUUGAUGGUUUGAUUUGAGUCUCACAAUGUUUUAUGUUUUAGUUGUUAUUUUUGAAGUAUUGUUACUUGUAAAGAUGUUUGUAAUAAAUGAUCAUGAUCAUGCAUGAGUUAUACUU